GAAGUCACAAUAUGGCUUAAAAGGCUGGGUAUAUGGUGAGUGUCACACUGGACAAGCUGGAAAGGGGCUCUGGAAUCAGGAGAAAUACCUUGGUUAGGUCUCAGCAAACAGGAACCACACCUCUGGCGCAACCAGCCCCAGCUCCUUCUGUGUCCGCAGCACCCAGCUGAGCAGAACUGGCAACCACUGCACAAAUGGCUACUUGGGCCUGGGCAGACAAGCAGGUGGACCAGGUCCAACAGAAUAAGAUCUGAGAGUCUGUGGAGGCUGAAGAGAGAGGAAGGAGAAUCUGCUAUCAGAACUGGAGUUUCCUAAAGGAGCAUGACCAAAUGGGUAAGAGAAAGGAGCAGAAGCCACUGCCAAACUGUAUAUCUGUGUUCUCAAGCAAAGUUCCCAACUCAACCAACCAAACUACCGGCAGCCAAAUGAAUACUGAGCUUGGCAGGGUUCUGGUAAAUAUGAUCUUCAGCAGUGGUGCACAAAAGAGGAAACUUGAGGGUGAGCUCCAGCUUUCCUAGUGCUUCAGUAACAAUAUAACAGCAACAAAGCAAGUUCUUUCAAGGGUAAAAACAGAUCUGGUCCAACAAAGCCAUAAUAGAUGAUCCUCUUCGUAUUUCUGGUGACUGUGCCAUAUACAGGCAGCACUACA
Messenger RNA from Passer domesticus (house sparrow), 649 nucleotides. It is a transcript of the gene CIMIP5, whose product is annotated as chromosome 3 C2orf50 homolog. The record is from RefSeq and is a predicted model, not a curated record. Lineage: Eukaryota; Metazoa; Chordata; Aves; Passeriformes; Passeridae.